Messenger RNA from Megalobrama amblycephala (Wuchang bream), 2719 nucleotides. Its product is annotated as putative protocadherin beta-18. Gene Ontology annotation, molecular function: calcium ion binding. Gene Ontology annotation, biological process: homophilic cell-cell adhesion. Lineage: Eukaryota; Metazoa; Chordata; Actinopteri; Cypriniformes; Xenocyprididae. The transcript has a single exon. The coding region runs from base 236 to 2704 and encodes 822 amino acids. The record is from RefSeq and is a predicted model, not a curated record. Gene Ontology annotation, cellular component: plasma membrane.
CUCUGAUGCACUAAGUGCCGCUGUUGGUCAGUAUGUUCCAGCUUUAAACACUCGUUUUUAGAUCCUCCUCCACUUUCUGACAUCACAUUCUGCAGAAUAUCUCUUUCAUUCACACGGUCUCUUUAACACUGAAGCGUCGAGACAUUCGCUGCUCUGUGUUUUCGGAUGAUACAAUUCAAUCUUUCUGAAUCUUUUGUUCUUCGUCUUUUCAUCUUUAGUGGAAUAGAAGAUUUGGAUGAUGUCGAUUCUUUGUUAUUUUUACGCCCAAAGAGGCGCAUCUUCGACGCGGAUUUCAUCAUGGCUAAUGCAGCCUCUCGUGCUCUGCGUCUUUGUCAUGGCCGUUGCGCACGGGCAGGUCCGUUAUUCUAUUCCAGAGGAGAUGACAAAGGGCUCGCUGGUGGGAAAUAUCGUUCAGGAUCUCGGUUUGGAUGUUAAGAGGCUGAAAUCUGGUCGAGCGCGGAUCUUUACGGAGGACAGUCGUGAGUACAUCGGUCUGAAUGUGGAUAAAGGGACGCUGAUAGUGAAAGAGAGGAUAGAUAGAGAGGAGCUGUGCGCCCAAGUGUCUCCCUGCUCCUUACAUUUUCAGAUCAUUCUAGAAAACCCCAUGGAGCUGCAUAGAAUUGAUGUGGAAAUAUUAGAUAUUAAUGAUCAUGCUCCUCUUUUUGCCAGAAAGGAAAUUGAUUUUCAAAUAAGUGAAUCUGCACUUCCCGGAGCUCGAUUUUCAUUAGACAGCGCCCACGAUCCUGACACUGGCACUAACGCGCUCAGGUCAUACACGUUAAAUCCAACAGAUAAUUUUGAUUUAAAGGUUCUUUCACGAAACGAUGGCUCAAAAUACGUCGAAAUGGUUCUUAAAUUACCUUUAGACAGAGAGACUCAGCAGGAGCACAAAUUAACCCUUACAGCAUUUGAUGGCGGCAAUCCGCAGAGAACUGGCACUGUCAGGAUAAGUGUUACGGUCAUAGACGCAAACGAUAACGCCCCUGUUUUCAGUCUGCCUGUUUACCGUGUUUCAUUAUUUGAGAAUUCACCAAAUGGUGCUGUAGUAAUCAAGGUAAGCGCUACUGAUAAUGACCAAGGCGCAAACGGUGAGAUCACAUAUUCUUUUUCACGUAGUUCAGGAAAAGCCCUUGAUUUAUUCCACAUUGACACAAAUACAGGGGAAAUUACUGUAAAGGGAGAUUUGGAUUACGAGAGGGCGAAGCAGUUUGAGUUAAAUAUAGAUGCUACAGACAAAGGUGGUUUAACUGACUCUAGUAAAGUUGUAAUUGACAUUACAGAUGUAAAUGACAACCCCCCUGUAAUCAGUGUGAUUUCAUUUUCUAACCCAAUACCCGAGGACGCAGCACCAGAAACUGUGAUAGCCAUGCUGAAUGUCAAAGAUUUAGAUUCAGGAAGAAAUGGACAGGUUAAAUGCUCUAUUCCUACAGAUUUGCCUUUCAAAGUGAAGUCAUCUGCCCAGAAUUUCUACAGUUUGAUAACUGAUCAGCUUUUAGACCGUGAAAAAAUAUCAGAAUAUAAUAUCACAGUAACAGCUAUUGAUGAGGGCUCGCCAUCUUUCUCUACUAAUAAAACACUGACUCUGAAAAUCUCUGAUGUCAAUGACAACGCCCCUGUGUUCCAGCGUCAGUCAUACACCGCAUAUGUGAUGGAGAAUAAUUCCCCCGGACUCUCUGUUUUAUCUGUGAAAGCGCGUGACAAAGACUCUGGCAAUAACGCGCGUAUUUCAUAUUUUCUAGAGGAUGUUCUUGUGAAUGGCGUCUCUGCCUCGACCUAUAUUUCAGUGAAUGCAGAGAGCGGAGACAUUCUUGCUGUUCGUUCUUUUGAUUAUGAGCAAACAAAAGAAUUUAACAUUCGCGUAAAAGCGCAGGACGGAGGCUCUCCUCCUCUCAGCAGCAACGUGAGCGUGAAAAUCAUCAUUCAGGACCAGAAUGACAACGCGCCUCAGGUUCUGUAUCCGGUCCAGUCAGGCGCAAAUGUGGUGGCUGAAAUAGUGCCUCGUUCGGCAGAUGUGGGUUAUCUGGUGACUAAAGUGGUGGCUGUUGAUGUGGACUCUGGUCAGAAUGCCUGGCUCUCAUAUAAACUGCACAAAGCCACAGACAGGGCGCUGUUUGAAGUGGGCUUACAGAAUGGAGAAAUAAGAACUGUUCGCCAAGUCACAGAUAAAGAUGCUGUCAAACAAAGACUCACUGUUGUAGUGGAGGACAACGGGCAGCCCUCUCGAUCAGCUACAGUCAAUGUUAACGUGGCGGUGGCGGACAGCUUCCCUGAAGUGCUAACGGAGUUCACUGACUUUACGCACGACAAGGAAUACAACGACAACCUGACUUUCUAUCUGGUCUUGGCCUUGGCUGUGGUUUCAUUUCUCUUUAUCGUGUCUAUCAUUGCCAUACUGUCAGUCAAAUGCUACAGAUGGAGACGCGAGCGCAUGUUUUAUAAAUCUGGAGCGAAUCUUCCGGUUAUUCCGUAUUAUCCGCCUCUUUACGCAGACGUAGGCGGCACAGGAACUUUACAGCACGUGUACAAUUAUGAGGUUUGCAGAACCACUGACUCCAGAAAGAGUGAUCUGAAAUACGCCAGACCUUGCAGUGAGAGCAUCAUUAGUCUGGACACCAGUGGAACACACACACUCACGCAUGCGCAGAGGGAAAGACUGAAUAAUGAUGAUUCUUUUGAUCAGGUGAGCUCGAGUAAAUGGUUAUGAAUAUGCCUUUGGUGU